This is a messenger RNA of Beauveria bassiana ARSEF 2860, 654 nucleotides long. RefSeq names its product transmembrane adaptor Erv26. The record is from RefSeq and is a predicted model, not a curated record. Gene Ontology annotation, cellular component: endoplasmic reticulum membrane; Golgi membrane; COPII-coated ER to Golgi transport vesicle. The transcript is spliced from 2 exons. Gene Ontology annotation, molecular function: COPII receptor activity. Lineage: Eukaryota; Fungi; Ascomycota; Sordariomycetes; Hypocreales; Cordycipitaceae. Gene Ontology annotation, biological process: endoplasmic reticulum to Golgi vesicle-mediated transport. The coding region runs from base 1 to 654 and encodes 217 amino acids.
AUGUGGAUUCUUCCUCUAAUCGGCUACGCGGGCGCCAUUGUCGGCUUCGGCUUCCUCACGCUCGCCAUCGCGUCGGGACUGUACUACCUCUCCGAGCUCGUCGAGGAGCACACCGUCAUCGCCAAGCGCCUCCUCACGCGCAUCAUCUACACCAUUGUCGGCGUCCAGAUCACGCUGUGGAUCGUGGAUGGAUUUCCUUUCUGGGCGACGCUGCUAGGCGUCGUCUCGCAUGUCGUCUACCUCGGCAACAUGCGCCGCUUCCCAUUCGUGAAGCUGUCUGAUCCUUUAUUCAUCCUGUCAUGUGUCCUCGUCCUCGUCGACCACUACGUCUGGUUCCGCCAUUUUUCCGACACGCAAGCCGCCUCAUACCACCGCGCCUCGUACUACGACGACGUCGAGGUCCCCAGCUUCACCAUGAUUGCCUCUUAUUUUGGCCUCUGCGUCUGGCUCGUCCCCUUUGCGCUCUUUGUCAGCCUCUCCGCCGGUGACAACGUCCUCCCGACCAUGGGCACCGAGCCCGCGCACGACGGCAGCGGCGGCGGUUUUGCUGGCGCCAAGGCGAACAAGCCCCAGGGCAUGGUCAAGGCCGUGGUGGACUGGGUGCGCGACACGAUCGGCGAGCUAGCGGGCACGCGCAAGGAAAGCAGAUUUUAG